AUGGAUAGAAGCCUGAUCUUGCUGGUGAUCCGAAUGCUUUUAAUAGCGGAUGAGCUAACGAGUAAUUUCGCUACAUAUUUUACUGAUGCUGGACAACUCCACCUGCGUCUGGGGAGAUCGCCCUCCAGCCGCCUCUUCCCACAGAGGACCACGUCCUUUGCAAGUCCAGUCUACGUAUCUCCAUUGUAUCUUCGGCACCAACAAAACUACGCAGACAGCAGGAUGCCGUCUUCCAAAGAAUGUGUUGCCGAUCAAUUUGGUUAUGCAAUCAUAAAAGGCUGCCUUUGUCGACUUUAUCAAAGCACAGGACUCAGUGAUGGGUUAUUUCGCUCCCCACCGAUGGAAUUUAUUCGUAAAAGGAACAUAUCAUGCCUCAUUUUUACUUUCGUUGGCGAUGUGGAUGAGCUCGUCCGUGUAGAGUUCACUGACUUCGCAAAGGAAGAAGGUGUGUACAAUAGCAGCCAUGCCCGGUGUUCCAGUUACGUCAGAAUCUUCAGUCGUCUUGGCCGUGCAGAACUCAAGCGGAAUGAUGUCGAGACAGAACGACUGUGCGACAAACAUUUUGGGUCAACUCGUCAUGUGUUUUAUUCCACUGGACGUGUUCUCAUCGUCGAAGCCCAUAUUGCGCAGCACGCACGGGUCAAGCUUGAAUUUAAAGGUCGCUAUCAAUUUGAGGCAGCUUCUUGGUACGACAGUGACGGAAUUUUGGUGUCCGACGGAGUCUGCAAGCGCCUUUUCCUCAGUCCCUACUUGGCUCACAGCCCAAAAAUGCUCAGACACAAGCAAUCUGUUCACAGAUGGAAGCUGGAGGGACAAUUCUUUAGUCCCAGAUUUCCACAAAAUUAUCCCGCUAACAACACCUGUAUUUACGUAUUCCUUGGUGGCCAUCAUGAAAGAGUCAUCCUCUCCUUAAGUGAUGUCCAGUUAGCUGGAGCAAGCAGCGUUACAGCAGGUGGAUUCAAAGGAAAAUUCACAUUCUUCUCAGCUCAAGAUGCAACACCAACUGCUGUGGCUAAAGCAUUACAAGCUGGGGAACAAAUACAUGGCUCCUCUGUUGAUCAAAGUGAGCAGUCCUACCAAAGUGAAAACACUGCGUCCGUAGUGAAUAUUUUUAUGGAAACAAACAGAAGGAAUGGUAUUAUCAGUAGCCCGGGUUACCCAAAAGCCUACGGAACAAAUCUCAAUGUCACUUAUUUAUUCCAUAUACCAGAAGAUGAGCGACUUAAACUCAAAUUUUUCGACCUUCGCCUUGGUGGUCUUUCUACUAUUCGUUGCCAACAAUCCACUCGAGAUCGGAUCCUGAUUUACGACGGAUCACCAGAGAUAGAAAACCCGUCCAUGACAUUGUGCGGGGACCACGUAACUAAUUCAGAUUCCAAUCACUUAUUCAAUGAACGAGAGGUAAUCUCCUCCACAAGAAUACUGGCGGUGCGAUUUAUCACCGACUCUGAGACAUCUGAACAGGAAAAUGGAUUUCUCGCAUCCUACACUUACAUAGAAAAUCAACGAAAGGUGGAAGCUUGGAAAGCAUAUUCUGAUCAAUACGCUGACAAUUAUGGUCUCGAGAACGGGUCAAGGGGAUCAACUGCGAAUAGUACAAGCAGAAACAAACAAAUUACAGAGAAUUGUCGUUUCAUCAUUGAAAGCAACGGUCAGGCUCUGAAGGGUCAAAUCCCGAUAACACAAUACCUGAAAGCACUUGCUCUCCAAAAGGUUGAAAACCAGACGAGCUGUCGAUGGCAACUUCAAGGGGAACGUUGGCAACGGAUACAGCUUCAGCUGCUUAGAAGACAAGCUGCACCUGAUCCCGGUAGUUCUGCAUGGUACAGCAAACGUACAACCUUCGACACUCUUCAACACGAUCAAGAGACGAAUGACGAAGGUUCUGUCAGUCUCUCACAGAUUUCCAAAUUAGAGGAAACGGAAAGUUCUAUCAUGCCCAUCAGAUGUCAAACAGCUGUAUCUUUGGAGCUUGUGGGAUAUCGGAAGAGUGCAAUUUCUGCCCCACAACCAGUGUUGAAAACUUCCAAAGGAUCGCUCAUGUCUUGGCCAGCUAGACAAGCAACCUCAGAGGUAAUCUCCGCUGAAAUGGACCAAAGGUGGUCCCAGCUCGAACCCUCCGACCCAAUACGCCUCUGUGCAGGAGCACUUGUAGCAGCAUCCCCCGCUUCGAAAGGGUUUAUGUCUGGGUCGAUCCCUCGGCUGGAUAUCAUAGUGCACUUUGAUAUGUCAGAAUUGCGCCUUCCACAGUGGGAAAGCAGAACCGGACACUUCGAUUUGGGCUACGAUAUUGGCUACGAGUUUGUAACCGAUUAUGGCGUGACCGCACCAAAUGGACGUCAGCAGAAGCCAGAUUGCAUCUUUGAAUUCACUCACUCUCCGAGUACCACGGGAAACUUCGCCUCACCAAAUUACCCUGGACUCUAUCCCACAGAUUUGGUAUGCGAGUACCGAUUCCUUGGCCCAAAUGUGAAAAAAAUUGAGAUCAUUUUCCUGGAGUUUGAUGUUGAAGGUAGUUACAAAACAUGUUAUGAUGACUCGAUGGGAGACUACGUGGAACUGAGCAGUUGCCAGCCAAUUUCAUCACCGGCUUACCUGAAGCGUCGGUUGUGUCACCGAACGAAACCCGACAGCUUGUAUCGAAUAGACUGGUAUGAGCCGUGUCUGCUUUUGCGAUUCGUCUCGAAUGCAAUGUUCGUGCGGAAUGGGUUUCUCGGAGUGUACAAAUUUCACACCUAUAGCGCUGGAUCGAACAUACUUGAUCAGAAGACGAAACGCUUCCGACUUAUCACCUGGGGUAUCGUUCUUCUAUGGACGGUGCACUACGCAUGAAUUACAUCAAGGAUCUCGUUCCCAGAUGAAGCUGUACAGUUAGCAGUUUCACUGCAUAUUCCACAUAAGUGAAAUUUCCUUUCAGUGUACACACUUUCGAUCCGAAACGAAGGUUCUGCACAUUGAGACUAUAAGGAUCUAUAUCAAACACUACAUUUUAC
Molecule: messenger RNA, 2993 nt
Organism: Dicrocoelium dendriticum
Lineage: Eukaryota; Metazoa; Platyhelminthes; Trematoda; Plagiorchiida; Dicrocoeliidae
Source: the annotation of a GenBank genome assembly